UCCUUUCUCCUUCCGACGCGCCCUUUAUAUAUAGUGCCACAACCGGCUCGAGGCUUUCUUCGUUUCCAUCGGUUCUCUUUCAUGUUCUGUUGUUCGAUUUCCUAACAUUGUAGGGUUUCAGAUCUCUCUCUCUCUCUCUCUCUCUCUCUCUCUCUCUCUCUCUCUCUCUUUUUAAACAAUUUCUUAAAACCCUAAUUUUAAAGUCCCUAGCAAUGGUGCCGCCUAUGAAGCAACACAAGCUAGGGAAAGAACCAGAUGAAUUGGAAACACCGUCGAACAAUUUGUGGGUGGGGAACUUGUCGGGCGAGACGGUGGAUUCGGAUCUAAUGGAGUUGUUCAGCAAGUACGGCGCUCUCGAUAGCGUCACGACGUACUCUUUGAGAAGCUACGCUUUCGUGUUCUUUAAGCGCGUGGAGGAUGCGAAAGCGGCGAAGGACGCGCUUCAAGGAACGACCUUGCACGGAAACCAGAUCAAGAUUGAGUUCGCUCGACCGGCAAAACCUUGUAAGAAUCUAUGGGUUGGUGGAAUUAGCCAAACUGUUUCUAAGGAAGAAUUGGAAGAAGAAUUUUGCAAGUUUGGUAAAAUUGAAGAUUUCAAGUUCCUUAGAGAUCGUGAUACUGCAUUUGUUGAGUAUUGCAGAAUGGAAGAUGCUUCCCAGGCCAUGAGAAGCAUGAAUGGGAAGCGAAUAGGUGGUGAACAGAUACGUGUUGAUUUCUUAAGAUCCCACCCUUCAAGAAGAGAACAAUGGCCUAAUUCUCAUGACCUCAGAGAUGGGCCUCUUUCUAGUAGGAUGGGGCCUUCCGACGGCCAUUCUAUGGCAAAAAGACUGCAUCCUCAAUUAGGUGGCCGAAGAGGAGAUGGUCAGCCUAGCAAUGUUUUGUGGGUAGGUUAUCCUCCCUCUGUGCAGAUUGAUGAACAAAUGCUUCAUAAUGCUAUGAUUCUGUUUGGUGAGAUUGAGAGAAUUAAGAGCUUCCCUUCAAGACACUAUGCCUUUGUAGAGUUCAGGAGUGUGGAGGAAGCUCGGCGUGCAAAAGAGGGCUUACAGGGUCGUUUAUUUAAUGAUCCAAGGAUCACUAUUAUGUUCUCAAGUAGUGAACUUGCACCUGGAAAAGAUUACUCUGGCUUUUAUUCAGGCAUCAAGGGGCCAAGGCCAGACAUGCUCUACAGUGAUCAUCCAUUUAGACCUUCACAAGUGGAGAUGUUUGGUCAAAAUCAUUCAGUAUUACCAAAUUCAGUAUCUGGACCAUUAACACCUGGCAGCAUUCUUGGGUCAAAUGUGUCAAUCAGGCCUUUUAGUCAUCAAGGUAGCUAUGAGCCUCUGCUUUCAGGUUCAGAAUACAACGAUUUAUCUGCACAUCAUAAUAUGCAGGAUGCUGAUCCUAAAACUCUUAUAAGUCCAAAUUGGAGAAGACCUUCUCCUCCUCUCCCUUCUGCCCAAGGUUUUAGGCCUCCAAUGAGACAGGCUUCUGGGUCAUGGGAUGUUUAUGAUGUGAACCAAUUUCAGAGAGAUGCAAAACGUUCAAGGAUAGAGGCUUCAUUGCCUAUUGAUGAUACUUCUUUUCCUUUAAGAAAGAUGGAUGAUCUUGGGCCUGGCUCAGACCACACAUAUGGGCUUGGGCCAGUAAUUGGUGGAGGUGCUUCAGGUCCAUUUGCAACUAUCCAAGGGAAGGGUCGUCUAAGUCCGGUGCCUGGAAAGGUCACUGCUGGUGGACCUGGACUAGCCCGUCCCGAUAAUGAUUACAUGUGGCGUGGCAUUAUUGCUAAGGGUGGAACACCAGUUUGUCAUGCUCGAUGUGUUCCCAUAGGAACAGGGAUAGAGACGGAACUUCCGGAAGUUGUUAACUGUUCAGCCAGAACAGGAUUGGAUAUGCUAGCAAAACACUAUCGUGAGGCCAUUGGAUUUGAUAUUGUUUUCUUCUUACCGGAUAGUGAAGAUGAUUUUGCUUCAUACACUGAAUUCCUCCGCUACCUCGGUUCGAAAAACAGAGCUGGUGUUGCUAAGUUUGAUGAUGGGACAACGUUAUUUUUGGUGCCUCCAUCAGAUUUCUUGACAAAGGUUCUAAAAGUUGUAGGACCUGAACGGCUCUAUGGUGUUGUUCUAAAAUUGCCUCCACAGGUGCCUAGUACUACAACACUGCAACCACAUCUACCUCUUCUUUCUCAGCCUGAUUAUAGUCUUUCACACUUGAAGGAAGAACAGGCUCUACAGAUGGAGUAUGGGAGGGUUUUGCAUGAGGACACCAAACCUCCUGCAAGACCACUUGGGCAAUCUACUAUGCAAAGUCAACCACCCAGUAAUGCUGCAUCACUGUCCCAAACUGGUGUUGCUUUGACACCAGAUUUGAUUGCUACUCUAGCUUCUUUACUCCCGACAACCUCACAGUCUACUGCUGUAGGAGGUGUUCAGCCUCCAUUGGUGACAUCAACUACACAGUCCCCAUUUGCUCAAACCCUUGGACCUAAAGGAGCUUCUGCACAAACUUGGAACCAAGACCAGCAAGCUUCUGAACCUCCACCCCCAUCUUUCCAACAGUUUAAUCCUCCGUUGCAAUUGCCACCAGUUCAGCAUUACUCAUCUAUAUCAAGUACACCCAACCAUUCUGUGCAAACGGCCCUUGGGAGCACUCAGUUUCAGGAGUCUGAAGUUAGCCUGCAACAGCAAGGUGCUGCAUCUUCAAGGCCAUUGACUAAUUUCAAUACUCCUUCUCGAAGUGCACAUGGUGCAGUUUCUGCCCCUAUCAGCCAGCAAUAUCAGCCUGAAGUUCCUUCCAACACACAGAAAGGCUAUGGAAUGAUGCAUGGAGCAGAUGUUUCUGGGUUGUAUGGUGCACCAGCUUUUCAGCAGCCCAGCAAUCCUAAUGUUUUGUCUAAUCAGGUUCAUGGUGCAAAUGUUUCCCAGCCACAAAAUGUCAUGCAAGCUGACAGAAAAAAUUUGGAGCUUCCUAGUCAAGUACCGCAGCUGCAAUCUGUGCUUUCUGGAGCUGGUCAGGGCACAUCAGAUGUGGAGGUUGAUAAGAAUCAGCGAUACCAGUCAACACUGCAAUUUGCUGCAAGCCUUCUCCUCCAGAUUCAGCAGCAGCAAACAAAUACUCCAGGCGGACAAGGGACGGGGAGUCAGCUGUGAAAUCUCCUUCAUGUAGGUAAUAAUUCUUGCCAUAACUUGUUUUCUUGAGUGGAUGCAUGCAAACUGGUUACUUUAGGGAAUGGUCUUGUUUCUUGUGUAUUAUGUGAUGAUAGUUGUUUGUUGACCGAUGUUAUUCCUUCUUUGAGAUGGCCAGCUUAUGCACUCUGUAAAUUAUAUAUAUGAAGUAUCUUGUGGAUUUAGAGCUUAGAAAAAUUGUUUGGGGCAAGUAAUUAAUGGGGUUUGCCAGACCUUUUGCUAUCUUGAAAAAAGCAAAUGGGGCAUCAAUGCCAAAGUAGCGGGUGUUAUUUGAUAUAAGGAGGUGCUUUGAAUUUUUGUUGAACUGUUUCUAGAUAUUAUGGCAUUUUGAAAUUGUUAUGGGGUUGGCUGUGACAAUAAGGAUGUGGGAGUUGAUCUAAUCUGAUUUGUGCAUUUGGAGAGGUUAUUUCGAGGGUGGUUUACUUACAUCAGCCAUAUAUCCUAUUUAUCCCCAUACACUGUUCGCAGUUGAUUCCCUUUUUGGGUGGUCCUUAGGGAUUGUGGUCUCUAAAGUUGAAACUUUCUAGUCUGGCAUUAAGGCUUUUGAUUUGAGUCAGGUUUCUUUUACUUUCAUUUUUGUAGUAUGUUAGUAUGUGGUCAAUAUUGUACCUUUUUAUCCACCAAUCUUCUUAGCCUUCCCUUGUCAGUCAUUUGGCUAUUCUCAAUGCUGUAUUACUGCAGUUUGGUUUUACUACCUCUUGGAUUAUGAAGGAUGAUGAUUAUUUAAUAGUUCAAGCUAGGAUGAAGUGGUUUGAUCUGAGGCAAGAAUUUUUGGUCAUUUCUUAUGUUGGUCAAAAGAUUUUUUCCAUGAAUUGAGGAUAGUGAUGAUUGGUGUCUAUUUUUGAAGUGAUGUCUUGGAAAAUGUUUAAAUACUUAUGCAGUAGACUAAGUUGCAAGUUUCAUGGUGCAAUCAAUAGGUUCCAGAUUGAUCUAGUCUAUGGAAUUGCUGGAUAGUUAAACAUUUAAUUGGUGCAUUUUUGGAGUGGCUGUUUAGUUGGGCUGGAUCCUGAUUUAUCAAAUAUGUAGAGUUUUCUUUGCUGAGAUUAUGAGAGGUACCUAGCUGAAGUUAUGGAGGUUGCUGUGUGUUCAUUUGACACUUCUUUCUAGUGCUUAUAGGUAGGCAGAUUUUUCUUUGAUAAAAUUAUAUAUAUAUAGUUGGUUCUCUAAAUAAUUAUGAUCCUUAUUGAAUCUGAGUACAUUUUGUGUUGACAUGCCUUCUGCAUGUUAUGAUUGAUGUCUGAUAACUUUUUCCUCUCUGGUUUUGAUGCAUGGAGAUGAUUUCUUCUGGUGCAGUAAUUGAUUGUUUUUGGCAUAAGUUUUAAUUUUCACUCCUAAGGUUUUAUAUCUGGCUGUUUAAUCUUCCUUAUUGAUGUUAUUACAGUAUGCAUAUGUUUUUUCCUCUAAGUGGCUAUGAUAUCUUAGUUGUUUUAUUCUUUUGUUUGCAAGCAUUGUUACUGUGUAUUUAUUUUUUCAUCUAUAUUAUUAUCUUACUGUUGCAUAGAUUUUGAAGCUUUUUGUUGCCUGAGUUUGCACUUUGCACUAGACAAUAGGAUAAGCCUUUCUUAGACUUCUUAAAAUGUAAAUAUUAUGGGAUUCAAAUAUGUAAUUUUACUUUGUAAAAAUGUUUUUUCUAAA
This is a messenger RNA of Theobroma umbraticum, 4796 nucleotides long. Lineage: Eukaryota; Viridiplantae; Streptophyta; Magnoliopsida; Malvales; Malvaceae. The record is from RefSeq and is a predicted model, not a curated record.